AUGGCGUCCAAGUUCUGCAUCGCCCGUUUGAAUGAGUUAGUGCAACUCGUUCGCUUUUACGAAGUAUUCAUAACGUCUAUCUGCGUUCUAAACUUGGUGUUUUCCCUGGUGGCAACAAUCGGAAAUAUUCUGGUUAUUCGCGCUUUGAGAAAAGCCUCAUCGAUACCGCCCAAUGUUAAAACCUUGUUCCUGAGUCUGGCUUCUUCGGAUCUUGCUGUUGGGGUACUCUCACAACCAAUGUACGGCGCUAUAAUGGCUGUAAUGUUGAAGAUGGCCUCGUCGGGUGAAAACAAUUUCGCAUUGUUCUGUCCGAUAUUAUUAAACGCAUGCUACUACAUUAUCAAUUUUCUUUCCUGUACAUCCUUUCUUAAUGUCAUCGCUAUCGCAUUUGAUAGACUUCUGGCCAUUUGGCUUCAUCUGCGCUACGCGGAGCUUGCCACGGCGAAACGUGUUUUGGGCUCUGUGGUGCUUCUUUGGCUGACAAGUAGCAUGGCUGCCUUGAUUUUCAUAGUUCUUCCAGGAGGCAAUUUUAUGGUAGCUGCGAUCAUUGACUUCGUCGGACUUUUCUUAACAAGCAUGGUAUACAUCCGAGUGUUCAAAGUUGCAAGAUCUCAUGAAAAUCAAAUUCAUCAGCAACUCUCACAAGCGCAAAAUGCCGAAGCACUGGAGUUGAUGCGAGAAAAGAAAUCGGCUUAUAACGCAUUGUACGUCUACUUUGUUUUCUUGGCUUGUUAUUUUCCACUAGUUCCCUCAAUAAUACUAAUGCAAACUGAUGAAUCGAAAAUUUUCUUUGUGAUAACUUAUCAUGCCUCCAUGACUCUAGUAUUCUUAAAUUCUUCGUUGAAUCCCAUUGUUUAUUGCUGGCGUUAUCGCGAGGUUCGUGAAAUUGUAAAAAGUACACUGAAAAGAAUCAUUCACAUAAACCCAAACUAG
Porites evermanni is the source of this 933-nucleotide messenger RNA. The record is from the annotation of a GenBank genome assembly. NCBI's taxonomy places the organism in Eukaryota, Metazoa, Cnidaria, Anthozoa, Scleractinia, Poritidae.